This is a messenger RNA of Cheilinus undulatus (humphead wrasse), 2844 nucleotides long. Its product is annotated as speckle type BTB/POZ protein. NCBI's taxonomy places the organism in Eukaryota, Metazoa, Chordata, Actinopteri, Labriformes, Labridae. Bases 209 to 1333 code for a protein of 374 amino acids. The transcript has 10 exons. Gene Ontology annotation, biological process: proteasome-mediated ubiquitin-dependent protein catabolic process; regulation of proteolysis. Gene Ontology annotation, molecular function: ubiquitin protein ligase binding. Gene Ontology annotation, cellular component: nucleus; cytoplasm. The record is from RefSeq and is a predicted model, not a curated record.
UCUACAGACAGCUAACCUGAUAGCAAACAACAACAGAAGAUCCCGGACUACUAGCGUUAUAAUUACACCCAAGACAAAGGGGGCAAACUGCUUCCAUCUGGCCUGCACUGAUGCAGAUGGACGUCAGGACCAAGCACUGACGAGUGGAAGCGACAGAUUCCUCUGCCUCCUCACCCGCUUGCCCCUGACACCUUCUGUCACGCUGGCAAUGUCAAGAGUCCCGAGUCCCCCUCCCCCUGCGGAAAUGUCCAGCGGGCCUGUGGCCGAGAGCUGGUGUUACACUCAGAUCAAAGUGGUAAAGUUCUCGUACAUGUGGACCAUCAACAACUUCAGCUUCUGUCGUGAGGAGAUGGGUGAGGUCAUCAAGAGCUCCACCUUCUCUUCUGGGGCCAAUGACAAGCUGAAAUGGUGUUUGCGUGUCAAUCCUAAAGGCCUGGAUGAGGAGAGCAAAGACUACCUGUCUCUCUACCUGCUGCUGGUCAGUUGUCCGAAGGCCGAGGUCCGCGCCAAGUUCAAGUUCUCCAUCCUGAACGCCAAGGGAGAGGAGACCAAAGCCAUGGAGAGCCAGAGGGCAUAUCGUUUUGUCCAAGGGAAAGACUGGGGUUUUAAAAAGUUCAUCCGGAGAGACUUCCUCCUAGAUGAGGCCAACGGUCUUCUACCUGACGACAAGCUUACGCUGUUCUGUGAGGUGAGUGUGGUUCAGGACUCGGUCAACAUAUCUGGUCAAAACACCAUGAACAUGGUGAAGGUUCCUGACUGUCGGCUAGCAGACGAGCUGGGGGGUCUUUGGGAGAACUCGCGCUUCACAGACUGUUCCCUGUGUGUGGCUGGUCAGGAGUUUCAGGCCCACAAAGCCAUCCUAGCAGCUCGCUCCCCUGUAUUCAGUGCCAUGUUCGAACAUGAGAUGGAGGAGAGCAAAAAGAACCGUGUUGAGAUAAACGACGUGGAGCCGGAGGUUUUCAAAGAGAUGAUGUGCUUCAUCUACACAGACAAAGCCCCAAAUCUGGACAAGAUGGCCGACGACCUGCUGGCAGCAGCGGACAAGUACGCUCUGGAGAGACUGAAGGUCAUGUGUGAGGACGCACUGUGCACCAGCCUGUCGGUGGAAAAUGCAGCAGAGAUCCUGAUCCUGGCCGACCUCCACAGCGCCGACCAGCUCAAAACGCAGGCUGUCGACUUCAUCAACUAUCACGCUGCAGAGGUGAUGGAGACAGCCGGCUGGAAGUCGAUGGUGGCGUCUCACCCUCACCUGGUGGCCGAAGCUUACCGCUCGCUGGCCUCAGCCCAGUGCCCCUUCCUCGGACCCCCACGCAAGCGCCUCAAACAAUCCUAACAGCCUCACAGCAAGGCGCCUACACCUCUGCGUACACACAACACAUGCAAACACACAGAAAACACACAGAAACCCCCUCCCCCUUCAAACACACAGGGACAACCUUACCCCCUUUGCUGUUACCUACCACACUACCUACAGCCUCCCCCAAAUCUCCCCCCUUCUGCCCCAUCCAACCUGCUGUAUUAGUCUCUUCUGAAGACGGAGGGAAAAAGGAGGAGGAGGAGGAGAUGAAGGAGAGAAGGGGCAGGUGGGCUCGUGAAGUGGAUGUUUAUCGUUUACAGAAAUAAACCCUCCCUUUUUCUCCUCGGCUCUGGCUUAGUGAGGUCUGACAUCGUGCUCUUUUCCCGCGUGACGUUAAAUCCUUCGACAUCCUGCUAGUUCCCUCUUUGGGAUCCGUUCGGGAGGAAGAACUGGAUGCAACAACCCAACGAGAGCCAACAUGGAGGCUUAAAGGACAAGUACAGAUAAAAUAAAGCCUUUAACUGGCUAUUUUAUCACAAGGCCCUCAAACUAAUGGACUCAUAGGACUGAAAAAGACGAUGACACGGGCCUGUUAGUGACAAACUAGAAGCCCCCCCGAGAGAGACAACCAAGGGCUAGUUUAAAAAAAAAAAAAAGCAGAUGUGGGACAAAAUCUUCAAAAUAAUUCUCCCAAAGAAAGUUGGGAAACAUUGCACUAAAGUCUCCCCUCUUCAAGCCGUACCAGCAGUAAGUAGAAAUACUGUAGGCAAGCACACAAGGACUGAAGACGCAGCUGGACCACCAAGAACAAGAACCCUUUAACAUGAUUGAUCCGAAAAUGACAUGUACUCACAUAGCUCUGCUUCAUCUGCAUCCGUUUUUUAUUUUUCAGACACUUGAGGGGGAAGAACCGUGUAGAGAGGAUUCAGAAAAUAGCUACGCACAACUGGAUGUCAUUCUUGGGGAAUUAGUAAUUUGUGUGUGGAUCUGUCUUUGUAGCCCCCUUGAGAGAAAACUAAAAUCCAAAGCAUCGGACAAACCAACCAGGAGACAAUAAACAGAGGGAAACAAGAGUCCAAAUAGCAUUCAGAUCCAAUCAGGCAUGAUAAUGUUCUUUUAUGAUGGAUUUCUUAUUUGUUUUUUUCCUCAGAAGUGUCAUUUCUAUUUUUUUCAUAGAAAUUUGUACAGACACAAAUGUUUUUGAAGCUGUGUAAGUAAACAAAAGCAUUUUCAACUGUAACAUUGAAAAAAAGUGAACAGAUGUUUUCUUUGCAGACAUGAAGACUGAGGGGAAAUGAAAUUGAAAUGAACACGUUUUAAUGUUCAGAAUAGACAGAAUGUGAAUAAAAGGCUCACCGAGGCAAAACCACACGACAAACAUUUGAAGUUAUCAUUUGGUGGAAAAUGGUAAUCCAUAGAAGGAACCGUCGUCGUUUCUUUCCUGUAGAUAUCGCUGGUUAUGAGAAGUGACACUUAGUUGUUGCCAUUUUUUGUUCCCAAAAGAAUAAACCACAACUAUUUUGUAUUGAAUGCAAUGCAAAGUUUGU